UCUCUCCGUUCCCAACUUUCUCAUUCCUCUCACUUCCAACUUCGCUUUAUCCAAAUCCAAGAGCCCCCGCUCCCCUCUCCCCUUCAAAUGCUCAACGCACUCUCCGCUCCCCACUCUCGCCUCUUCCUCCCCGCUCCGCCGCGCCAACCCCGCCCUCCCCCCUCCGCCGCCGUCGUGCGCUCCGCCGUCGCCUCCCCCGCGCCGCAGAAGAAGGCUCGGAGGAGGCGGAGGAGGGGGAAGCAGCCGGAGCAGCUCCCCUCCGGCGGCCAUGGCUCCGGCCCCGCCUCUCCCGCCUCCGUCAUCGCCUCCGCCUCCGCCGCCGAGAAGGCCCUCCGCCUCGCUUUCAUGGAGGAACUGAUGACCCGCGCUCGGAGCGGCGACGUCGCCGGCGUGUCUGGAGUGAUUUACGACAUGGUCGCCGCCGGGUUGAGCCCCGGGCCUCGCUCGUUCCACGGCCUCGUGGUCUCGCACGUGCUCAACGGAGAAGCGGAGGGCGCGAUGCACUCGCUGAGGAGGGAGCUCAGCGCGGGGCUUAGACCGGUGCAUGAGACAUUUAUUUCGUUGAUUAGAUUGUUCGGUUCCAAAGGAUUCUCGAGCAGAGGAAUGGAGAUUCUUGCGGCAAUGGAGAAAUUGAACUACGAUAUACGCCAAGCGUGGAUAGUUCUUGUUGAGGAGCUUGUCAGGAACAAGCAUCUGGAGGAUGCUAAUGAUGUUUUCCUGAAGGGAGCAAAAGGCGGUUUGAGAGCUACGGAUGAGCUCUAUGAUCUUCUAAUUCAAGAAGACUGUAGAGUUGGCGACCAUUCUAACGCUUUGGAAAUUUGUUACGAAAUGGAGGCAGCGGGAAGAAUGGCCACAACUUUUCAUUUCAAUUGUCUUCUUAGUGUUCAGGCUACUUGCGGGAUACCAGAAAUAGCUUUUGCCACUUUUGAGAACAUGGAAUAUGGAGAAGAUUAUAUGAAACCUGAUACUGAGAGCUAUAAUUGGGUCAUCCAAGCAUAUACUAGAGCUGAAUCCUACGACAGAGUACAGGAUGUUGCUGAAUUACUUGGCAUGAUGGUUGAAGACCACAAGAGGUUGCAGCCUAAUGUGAAAACUCUUGCGUUGUUGGUGGAAUGCUUUACCAAGUACUGUGUAACGCGGGAGGCAAUUCGGCAUUUCCGUGCUCUGAAGAACUUUGAAGGAGGCACAAAAGUUUUGCAUAAUGAAGGGAACUUUGGAGAUCCUUUGUCCUUGUACCUCCGAGCUCUAUGUCGAGAAGGAAGAAUUGUUGAAUUGCUGGAAGCAUUGGAGGCAAUGGCCAAAGAUAACCAACCAAUUCCUUUGCGAGCUAUGAUCUUAAGCAGAAAAUACCGAACCCUUGUGAGCUCUUGGAUUGAACCUCUACAAGAAGAAGCUGAGCUUGGAUACAAGAUUGAUUACAUCGCUAGGUAUGUGGCUGAGGGUGGGCUUACCGGUGAGCGCAAGCGCUGGGUUCCACGAAGAGGAAAGACCCCUUUGGAUCCCGAUGUGGCUGGAUUCAUAUACUCCAAUCCUAUGGAAAACUCCUUCAAGCAAAGAUGUCUUGAGGAUUGGAGAAUGCACCAUAGGAAGCUUUUGAAAACCUUGCAGAAUGAAGGACUCAUAGCUUUAGGCGAUGCUUCUGAAUAUGAAUAUAUUAGAGUGGAGGAGAGACUAAGAAAGAUUAUAAAGGGUCCCGAUCGAAAUGUUUUGAAACCUAAGGCUGCCAGUAAGAUGACAGUAUCUGAAUUAAAGGAAGAAUUAGAGGCUCAAGAUCUGCCAACGGAUGGAACCAGAAAUGUUCUCUAUCAGCGCGUGCAGAAAGCAAGGAGAAUAAACCGUUCACGUGGACGCCCCCUUUGGGUUCCUCCUGUAGAAGAGGAAGAGGAGGAGGUUGAUGAAGAGCUGGAUGAACUUAUUUCUAGGAUCAAGCUAGAGGAAGGAAAUACAGAGUUCUGGAAACGCCGAUUUCUUGGAGAAGGAAUGGAUAGGAGUCGGGGAAAAACCAUAGAGGUGGAGCAAGUAGAAGUUUCAGAUUUACUGGAUGACAUUGAUGAUGCAGACGAUGCUGUAAAGGAUGUUGAAGAUGAAGAAGGCGAUGAAGAGGAGGAAGUUGAACAGACUGAAACCGAGAGUCCAGAUGGAGAGAGGGUAAAGGACAAGGAAGCUGAAGGGAAAAAACCGCUUCAAAUGAUCGGUGUCCAGUUACUAAAAGAUUCUGAUCAAACAACUACCUCAACAAAAAAAUCGCGGAGAAGAGUUUCUCGAGCAUCUGUGGAGGAUGACAAGGACGAUGAUUGGUUUCCUGAGGAUAUAUUUGAGGCAUUUAAGGAACUACGGGAAAGGAAAGUUUUUGAUGUGUCAGAUAUGUAUACAAUAGCUGAUGCUUGGGGUUGGACAUGGGAGAGGGAGUUGAAAAACAGGCCACCUCAGAGGUGGUCUCAGGAAUGGGAAGUGGAGUUGGCAAUGAGAAUAAUGCAAAAGGUAAUAGAAUUGGGUGGACAACCUACUAUUGGGGAUUGUGCCAUGAUACUUCGUGCAGCUAUAAGGGCUCCUCUGCCAUCAGCUUUCUUGAAGAUCUUGCAAACUACACAUACUCUUGGUUAUGUGUUUGGGAGUCCUCUAUAUGAUGAAAUCAUCUCACUUUGUCUUGAUCUUGGAGAAUUGGAUGCUGCGGUAGCCAUAGUUGCAGACAUGGAGACCGCUGGAAUCACCGUUCCCGAUCACACUCUGGAUAGGGUCAUUUCUGCACGGCAAGGCGUUGACAGUAUCACCGAUGAUGUGCCCGAAUAAGUGUCCUCGUCUGUUCAUCCCCUUGCAUGGUCGCACUCGAGGUUUAUCGGGAAGUUCUGUAUCAGGGGAUCGACGAGCACUUCGGAUAUCUCAAUGUUGGGCUUGAUGUUAUCAACAGAUCUGAUUGCACGGCCGAAGCUGGUUUAUGUCGCGAUGAAGAUGAUUACGAGUGAGGUUCCAAGGUAUGUUCACAUUAUAGGACUUCGCAGGAAAGAAAUGGAACUCGAGACACUGAUGAGACUCAUUGGAGAGAUGAAUUCUGAUUGUACAUACCUUAGUCUUACAGUUGAAUAGGGGUCAUUUUGGUAAUCGAUAUGUUCAUACAUUAUUUAUUGGAUCCCCGAGUCGCUUCCUGUACACCCUGAAACAACGACCGAAUUUUCUGCUUUCUUCUUGA
This is a messenger RNA of Rhodamnia argentea, 3187 nucleotides long. RefSeq lists its product as uncharacterized. The transcript has 13 exons. The coding region runs from base 88 to 2790 and encodes 900 amino acids. The record is from RefSeq and is a predicted model, not a curated record. Lineage: Eukaryota; Viridiplantae; Streptophyta; Magnoliopsida; Myrtales; Myrtaceae. Gene Ontology annotation, molecular function: protein binding.